Messenger RNA from Lycium barbarum (goji berry), 1595 nucleotides. RefSeq names its product SEC12-like protein 2. The transcript is spliced from 11 exons. NCBI's taxonomy places the organism in Eukaryota, Viridiplantae, Streptophyta, Magnoliopsida, Solanales, Solanaceae. Gene Ontology annotation, cellular component: endoplasmic reticulum membrane. Bases 225 to 1403 code for a protein of 392 amino acids. Gene Ontology annotation, molecular function: protein binding; guanyl-nucleotide exchange factor activity; GTPase activator activity. Gene Ontology annotation, biological process: protein secretion. The record is from RefSeq and is a predicted model, not a curated record.
UCCAAACAAGCUGUUAAAACUGUGUAGAGAAGUGAAGUUAGGAUUACACAAUUGUCAAGCGCAAAGAGAAUAAGAUGAAGAUGAAGAUCAUGUCAUCUAAUUCCUCGUUUGCUAAAUUCAUUUGACAAGCCAAACUCAAAACUUUACUCUAGGGCUUAUUAAUUACUUCCCAUCAUCUCCUGGAUCAAUCAAUCCCUUUCAUCUCAAUACUCUUCAACCCAAAAAUGACGGAUUCACCCAAUUCAAAGAACUACGGCGUCCCAAUUUACGGUGCUGGUUGGGUCCCCCAAAGCGCCGUCGAACCGCCAUCGGAAUCGGCACCGCCGGGAAGUUAUGUUGUCCUUGCUGGAGGUGGCGGUGAAGGGAAUAGCGGUAUUCGUAACGCUCUCAUUCUUGCCAAAUUCCAUUUUGACACUAAUGUCCUCAGCGAUCAACCUGGUGCGCACCCGAAGGGUGGCGGCUGCGGGUUAGAUCUUAAGGUGGCUAGGUUAGGCACUGGUGGUGAUCUGCCUUAUAGGAUGGCAGUACAUCCAGGUGGAGCAGGUCUUAUAUGUUCAUUGCCAAAAAGCUGCAGAUGGUUUGACUGGGAUUUUCAGAGAGAUGAAAACCGUUCAUUGGAUCUGAUAUCAUCUGAGAGAGUACUUGAGCCAUUGCAAGAUGUUGGACAACAAUUAGCGUUGACUUUUAACAAUGAAGGUUCUUUACUUGCUGUCGGCGGUGAGGAUGGCAAGUUGAGGGUUUACAAGUGGCCUAGCAUGGAAAAUAUUCUUGAUCAGGAUAAUGCUCAUGCUUCUGUGAAGGAUCUAGACUUCAGCCCAGACGGAAAAUUUCUUGCAUCUGUUGGAAGUGGCCCUUGCCGAAUUUGGGAUGUCUCAAAAUCAAAAUCUGUAGCUUCUUUGAUGAAGGAUAAUGAUGAGAUUUUUGGCUCUUGUAGAUUCUCACCAAUUAACGAUGAGAAUCAGGUUCUAUACAUCAUCACAAUGCGAGAUCAAGGUGGAAGCAUUUCGAAGUGGAGUACUACUACGUGGAAGAGGAUAAAAUCAAAGCGUGUUGUUCGUGAUCCUAUUUGUGCCUUCAAUGUUUCACCCAACGGAAAGCUUCUGGCAGUAGGAACAAUUGAGGGAGAUGUUCUGAUAGCGUCUUCCAACAAUUUUCAAGUGCAAAAUGUGGUAAAGAAGGCUCAUCUUGGUCUUGUAACAACAUUGAAGUUCUCAGAAGAUUCGAGGGCUUUGCUUUCUGCCUCCAUGGAUUCAAGAGUGAGAGUGACAAUUAUAAAGGACGAAGAGAAGAAAAGUGGUCUGAGCUUGCGGAUCAUUAUACUCGUUCUUUUGAUUGCAAUUGCUGUAUAUUACGCAGCAAGCAACGGGAUUCUUCCAUUGGAGCUAAACUCUCUAUUAAAAUGAUGAGCUUUACCCAAAGUAAUGUUAUAGGUGAAAAUGAUAUUUGUGACAUUUUCUAAGGUUUGUCUCUAGAGCAGUAGGCUUCAAGUUAAUAGAUCUCUGGUGUUUUUAGUGUGCUUCAAGUGUUAAGACAGUUUAAAUACAACUUGUCCUUCAUUAUAUUCUCACUGUAUAAAACAAGCUGUUGACUGGGUG